Trematosphaeria pertusa is the source of this 1084-nucleotide messenger RNA. RefSeq lists its product as uncharacterized. The transcript has a single exon. The record is from RefSeq and is a predicted model, not a curated record. Lineage: Eukaryota; Fungi; Ascomycota; Dothideomycetes; Pleosporales; Trematosphaeriaceae. The coding region runs from base 99 to 1031 and encodes 310 amino acids.
CCUUUCAAUGUAUCAAAACCGACUCAGCCCUCCCAAAGAGCCUUCCAUUUAUUAGUCGAAUUACAAAUGUCCUCUUCUCCACUCAUCCUGCCAAAGCAAUGGCCCCUUCGCUCCCUUCCCCUUCAGGCCCCAUCCACUGGGUCUUAGACUGGGACGGCACCAUCACCAAGCGGGACACACUCGACGCGCUCGUCAAUAUUGCGACAGAAUGCAAGCCCAACGAACCUAUAUCCGAAAACUGGAAACGUGUCACACAAGCCUACCUAUCCGAUUACGAAGCAACACUUAAGAACCGCACUCCUCGCGAUAAACUUCCUUCCACCAUAUCCGAGGAAAAGACACUACUCAAGAUCCUGGAGGAAGUAGAGCAAAGAAGCUUAGACCGCGUGGCUGAGUCUGGCAUCUUCAAGGGGGUGACGGCGAAGCAGUUGGAAGACGGAGCGGCAACGGCGAUUGAAAGUGGACGAGUGGAGAUGCGACAGGGCUGUGUUGAGUUUCUGCAACAUGUGCACUCCAGGAUCGAGCAUCCGAAUGACGAUGCAGACGCGAUAAGUAUCGUCAGCGUGAACUGGAGCCAACGAUUCAUUGCCGGCUGUCUGAAAGCUUCGCACAUCGACUGUGAACAGACACCCCUCAGAUCGAUCUUCGCGAACGAACUGGAAGGCGUCAGUGGUAACGAGCCGUCGUCGGGUCGAAUAUGCGCAGGAAGAGACCUCAGGAUCCUCUCAAGCCACGAUAAGCUGGUGUGCCUCAAAACACUGCGCAGAAACAGUUCGCGAAAGGGAAAGCCGCUUCCGGUAGUGUACGUGGGAGACAGCUGGACGGACUUCGAGUGUCUCAUAGCGGCGGAUUUGGGUAUAUGCAUUCGGGACGAACCAAUGACGAGUACGCAGAAGAAGCUGGCGGAUUCCUUGAUCGGGGUGGGGAUCCAAUGUCUUCAUCUCAGAGAGGCACAAAAAGCGGAUAACUGGGAGGUAGUGUGGGCACACGAUUUUCAAGAGAUUAAGGAGUGGAUGGAGAAGAUGGAUUGAGCACCCCAAUUUCAUACUCGGCCACCUCGGGUUCGAUGGACACAAUGAUCGAU